Molecule: messenger RNA, 1111 nt
Organism: Rubroshorea leprosula
Lineage: Eukaryota; Viridiplantae; Streptophyta; Magnoliopsida; Malvales; Dipterocarpaceae
Source: the annotation of a GenBank genome assembly
GUACUCUACCUUGUUUUUGUUUGCAAACCAAAUAUGAAAGAGAAGUAUGAUUGUGUGUAUAUUUAUAAACAACCAGCUUUUGAACAUCAUUUGCUAAAGGAUCACAAGAUUCAGGUUCAUGAGUUCACUCAUCAAUCUUAGAUCUUAAUAGUGUGCAGUUGGAAACAGAUUUUGUUGACACAAGGACUUUUUUUUUUUUUUUGUUUAACAGAUGAGACCUAAUAAUUUUGCUGGACAAAGGGUUAAUGCCGCUAAUAAUGCACAGAAAAAAUGAAUCUUCAAUCCAUAUUGGGUGUCCAUUGGGAACAGUAGUCCCAAUUAGAAGAACAACGAAGGAAGAAUCAUUAAGAGCAACAGCUAUGUUUAGAGAUCAAUUUCCAGGUUCUUAUGCAGUAAAUGGAGUCACCUCAACAGGAUUUAUACCGGGGACGGUGUAUGAUGGUGCAGGAGGAUUUGUUAGUAUCUGGAAUCCAACAGUGAGCCCCGGACAAUUCAGUGCAACAGCAGUUUCGAUCGAGGGAGGUCCUCCUGAUCAGUUUAGUGUCAUAAGGGUUGGCUGGAUUCAAGGUGUCAAUGGAGUUAUGUAUGGUUGCUACAACACAUAUUGCCCUGGUUUCAUCCAGACAGAUCGCACCAUUGCAGUUGAUAUGAUCCUGAAGCCAAUCUCGGUCCUUCGCGGCGCUCAGUAUCAUGUCAGACUAGCAGUUCCUCAGGAUAAAUUCAGAGGAAACAACACACUAGUUGGUUACUGGCCUGGCAAUUUGUUCUCAAACUUGAAGAGUGGUGCUGACGCUCUGAAAUGGGGAGGAAUGGUUUACAGUAGCACACCGCAGGUCCCAACCAUGGGAAAUGGUGACAAUAGGCAAUACAUCAGCCGCCACUUCAGACAAAUAGUGCUGAACUACGAAGCGAGGUCAUCUCUAAAUGGCACCAUUGAUGCACCCAUUGGAGCAAAAAAAAAGCAAAAUGUUACAAGGCCGGAGAUAACUCCCAUAAAGGGGAUUUUUGGGACGAUGGCUUUUAUUUGGGAGGAAAUGGGGGAGACGUAUCCCAAUGUUCAUAAAUAACUGAUCUCCUUUAUGGUUAAUAUCAAUAAAGUAAUUGCCAGUGA